AUGCAACCCAAUCAACGAGAGAUUCAGCGACAGCUGAUGACAAAGUACAAUAUUAUUGAUGAUGGGCCAAUUGACGCAAUCACCGAUCCCCAGUGGCCGACGUCAUGCAAUCAAGUAUUUCGCGAUGUUCGGCAACUCGGGAAAACGGAAUACCAAGGCUAUCAUGCUAGCAUUUCCGCCGAUUCUUCGCAGGCUCCGUGGAGAAUCCAGGCGAAAGUGCGUGCUGAAUCAAUCAGUCAAAGAGUCAAGCAAUGCAUAAAGGCCAGGAAGAAUGAGAUCAGCUGGCGCUUGACGAUCGAAACCAGAAUUAUGGCCCGGUUCGACACGGAAAUUGCUUGGGGUCGCCUUUGGCGGUCUGAGCAAGAAGCCACCUCAACCAGUGACAAGGCUGAUGACGACUACAACUCGCUGAGGGCCCGACAGAGGAGACGCCAGCCCUGCAUGUGCAGUUCAAAUGAUACCGUACGGGAUGUAUUUGAGCAAGGCACCAGUCCUCUCUUCGACGACAAAGCCGACCAAGCAAUCAUAUAUCCUCCAGAGCUACUAGCCGAGUUACCAAAGCGUGAAGAGCGCCCAGACAGGAUCUAUGGGCUAAAAGCCACUGAACGAUUUUGUCGAUUGUUAGGCUUAGUUCCGGGUAUCAGGAUCACCCCUUUCAAGCCCGAUGGGGAACCUAUCAUUUUUCCUUUUCUCGUGAUUGAGGCGAAAUCUGAAAAGGCGAGCUACAACUUCAGCGAUAUCCAGAUUCAAACAAGUUUUGUUAUCCGAGAGCUUCUGUCUAUACAGCAAGGAUUGGCAGCCGUUGCUGAAGAGGACCAAGAUUGGGACGCCGGUCCUCUUGUCUGGUCACUCUCUUACAUGGGUGAGCAGUGGAGGGUAUCCGCAGCCUAUACGCAGGUACAGGGUGACGAUAUCUCUUAUCACGUGGUUCGACUUUGGCACGGUUGUAUUGACUCACUCGACGAUGCUUUGCGACUUCUUCUUAUCAUAGAUUACAUCGCCGAUUGGGCACGAGAUCUAUAUCGCGAAGGUAUAGCCCGGGGCCUUCGAAAGUUAGCUCAAUGUGAUUCGUCAAGUCUUGCCCGGGAUGAGGAUGUCGCGUCUCUUUCAGGCGACAUGGGUACAUGGCUCAACAGUCUCUUUGAUACCAACCGUGAUGCAGUGAGCCAGGUCCUGAGAGAUCCUCUUCACGAGUUCGACACGGAGGCUGGUGUUUUUCGAGAUCCUAGAUUUGUCCGCUCUAAAUGUCGGGGCUUGGUAAUCACCCACAAUAAUGUCGAGGAGUUUCUCCGCACAGAACUGACUAACUACGCCACUGGCAAUCUAAUAUCUGACCUGAUUGCGAAUCUCAAGGGGGCUUGCCGUAUGACAGGCCGUCUUCUAAAUGACUUAGAGCUCUUGUGGACCGAUACCGAUCGGGAUUUGUCAGAUAUUGUGCAACCGGAAGAGACUUUCUAUGUUGUUGUCACAACAGUGUUCUAUCUGAACUCGGACUGGAAUCCAUUCAGGGAGUUGAGUUACCUUGCAGUCUCGCAGAGACUUAUCUCAGAUUCAGUUCGGUCCGCAACUGAAGCACUGGGACAUAUACACGAGCUUGAGAAAGCUCGUCUUGUCGAAAGGAUUGAUGCGUUUAGUGAUCUUCUCAAAAUGUCUGCUGAAGAUAACCUGGGCGCAUGUCUAUUCAACUUUUGCCUCCGUACUGACACAACAUCAGGAGCUGAGUACGGUAUUGUUUGGAAAGCUUUGACAGAAGCAGAUCCAGACGACGAUACACAGGCACAAAUUGUGCUCCGGUCAUACAUGUGGCCUACAGCACGGCUAUUCAUUACUCGUAUUCACUCUAUGUACACGAUUGGGAGGAAUGAACUGAAGAUGCCUUUCCUCCGAACAUCAUCGUCCAUAGAUAGGGUGGCAACGGCAUAUGAUUUAAGAGAGCGAGCAGACCCUUUGGAGACAAGGUGGCCAUGGAACACCGUUCGGGCGACCAAUACGUGGGGAGUAUCUGACAAGCAACUGGUAUUUGUCAGGGAGAUUCCGACCGUGACAUAUUAUAGGACUAAGGUCUGUAUCUUUGUCCUGAAUGAAUCCUUCGCGACAAAUGGUAUACCCAAAAACCAAAUCUCAGGUCCCCCGAAGAAACAUAUCGAGGUGCCAGCACUAAGUCAAAAUUAUGACACUGCCAUACAGGGUCGUGGCCAGGUCUCGCGUCAUCGGUUAUUUACCGCUUGGAACGGUGCCAUAACAACAUCAGACAAUACAAGCCUGCUCAAAGAAAAGCUUGACUUAUUUAUUGGAGCUUUAAAGCGUCAAAAAACCUCGCAGUCCAUCUUUAAAUGGCAUCGGAUCACGACAGGUUGGGCAGUUGAGCAGCAACUGAAGCCUUUUGAUUUUACGCGUAACAGGCCUUUUGAACGGCAGGUUUGCCAGAACUCAGUGAGCAAUAUUAUUCUCGAAGUUGAAAAGUUUAGCGACCAUUUGGAGCACUACGAGUGGAAACUACCUGGGUUGGAGAUCGACGAGAAGGAUUGCCACAUUGCGGCCUUUUCCCCUGGUAGUACGGUCACAGGACCAAGCCAUGUAUCAGACUCGAUGCUCACAAGAGAUAUCUCUUCCACAACCAGCACACAGGCGCCGAAAAGGAAACGGGGUAUGAUGGACUUGGAAUUAAUUCUUAAUGAAUCUGAGAGUUCGGCACAUGCAGAGAGGCGGGUUCGUCAACAAUAA
Fusarium subglutinans is the source of this 2724-nucleotide messenger RNA. RefSeq lists its product as uncharacterized. NCBI's taxonomy places the organism in Eukaryota, Fungi, Ascomycota, Sordariomycetes, Hypocreales, Nectriaceae. The coding region runs from base 1 to 2724 and encodes 907 amino acids. The transcript is spliced from 4 exons. The record is from RefSeq and is a predicted model, not a curated record.